Messenger RNA from Cuscuta epithymum, 2243 nucleotides. The record is from the annotation of a GenBank genome assembly. Lineage: Eukaryota; Viridiplantae; Streptophyta; Magnoliopsida; Solanales; Convolvulaceae.
GUUUGAGACAGUUCAUGAAGGCCUAAAUAAACUAGAUUAGCGGCACCUCACUCCUAGAAAGAGAGAAGAGAGAGAGAGGGGUACCAAACUCACUCUGAAAGCAAAAAAGGAAACCGCCAAGCAGCCACCGCUAUGCUGCGGCAGAUUACGGCGGCGCCACCACCCACUUGUGAAUACUCCUCUGCGAUUCCACAAUCCCCUUUCCGACUGUGAGUAAUGGCGGCGACAAAUAAGCAGAAACAGAUUCAAGCACGUGACCUGAAGCACCACGUGCUCACAUGCAUCCACAAACUCUCCGACCGGGAUACGCAUUCCGCCGCGGCCUCCGAGCUUGAGUCGGUUGUUAAAUCUCUUUCGCCGGAGACGAUUCCUCUUUUCCUUUCAUCAAUCUCCGCCACUGAUUCCUCCGACAAGUCUCCGGUCCGCAAGCAAUGCCUCCGCCUCAUCUCUCUGCUCUCAGAGGAACAUGGUGACUGUCUCUCCCCUCAUCUGUCGAAACUCCUCUCCGCCGUCGUCCGCCGCCUACGCGAUCCAAACACCUCUGUCCGUUCUGCUUGCAUCGCCGCUUGUGGAUCCAUCUCCUCGCACAUCACCAAGCCCCCGUUCCCCUCUAUCAUCAAACCGCUCCUAAAUGCGUUAUUCACGGAGCAGGAAAUGAACUCCCAGAUCGGUGCCGCGCUAUGCUUGUCGGCUGUGAUUGAUGCAGCGCCUGAUCCAGAUGCUGCAUGCCUAAGGAAGCUGAUGCCGCGAUUCGAGAAGCUCCUCAAAUGCGACAGCUUCAAGGCUAAGGCGGCGCUACUCACCCUGAUCGGUAGUGUAGUUGGCAAUGGAGGCGCUUCUAGCCAGUUGUUGGUCACAAAUUUAGUGCCGUGUUUGGUAGGUUUCGUCAAGAGCGAUGAUUGGGCGGUGAGGAAGGCAGCUUUCGAGGCUUUGUUGAGGCUCGCCACAAUGGAGAAAGAAAUGUUGAAGGAGUUCAAGGCAUCUUACUUGAGGGAUUUCGAGGGUAGAAGAUUCGAUAAGGUGAAAGCAGUGAGGGAGUCAAUAGAUCAGAUGUUGGAGGCGUGGAAGGAGAUUCCCGACUCCUCUGAUGAUAUUUCACCUCAAACCGAAUCUUCUCCUUCAUCCAAAGAAAAAACUAGAGAUGCGUACUAUCCGCCUCGCUCCAAGAUUUCGUACAGAAUGAGCUCGGGUGCUUCAAAUCAUAGUAAAAAAUACACCACACCAAUCAACAAGUCCCAUUUUCCUGACCGUUCACCUACUACUAAAGUUAGUAGGAGGAGUCUUGUAGAGGGUACCCAAAAGAAAUCCGCUUCUGCAGUACUAUUUGGUAAGCUUGACCGCAAAAAGCCUUAUGAAGUAAAGACUGAAGUUUCUGCAUCUCAAGGCACUCCACCAUGGGAUAAUUUGAAAUAUAAGGAUGAGAAAUGUACAAAUUCAGAAACCAGAAGAGCCCUAUUUAUACAACAGAAAAGUGCCGGGUCUCGUGUUGUCCCAUACGAUGAAGAGAGAUCUGAGCAAGGCACCAUUGUCUUGAGUAGUGAAACUGGGGACCUUCGCACGAACUUGAAAGAAUGUGAAGAACUGUCUCAAAUUCAGAUUCAACUAGUUCAAAUUGAAAAGCAGCAGACCAAGUUGUUAGACAUUGUCCAGAAAUUCAUUGGGAAUACACAGAGUGGGAUGCAUUCCUUGGAGACACGGGUUCGUGGCCUAGAGUUGGCAUUAGAUGGGAUCUCACAGGACUUGGCUGUUUCAAAUCGACAACAAUUGUCAUCAAAUAGAAAGACUUUAUUCACAUGUUGCAAACUACCCACUGCAGAGUUUUUUAGUUCAAGACUUUGGAAGAGGAGUUUACCCUCUCAGGUCACUGCACAGAGUACAGUUGGAGUUCGUGAAGGGUUGAGGGUAGAGAGUAGCAGGAGGUUCCAAUUCCAAGGCAACCAUGGGUUUAUUUUAAAUCCAUUGGCUCAUGAAUGAGUUUCUUUCCACAAGUGGCUUCUCAAAGAACAUGCACAAUGUCAUGUGUAUGAGAGAGAGUACAUGUAUAAAAUAUCAUUAGUAAUGUUACUACUACUCAUCCUUACUUGGAAUGUAUGUUUUUGAGUUGAACUAUACAUAUUUAAUUACCCCAUGACACACAUUCUCUUGUUCUAGAACAUCAUACCAUUGUCUGGUAAUUUGAACAAAUAAUUUCUUCUUCCAAUUCUCUGCAACUCUUGCAUUUGGUUUGAUGCAUUAGAAGCUCU